This is a messenger RNA of Zingiber officinale, 2058 nucleotides long. RefSeq lists its product as uncharacterized. The record is from RefSeq and is a predicted model, not a curated record. Bases 174 to 884 code for a protein of 236 amino acids. Lineage: Eukaryota; Viridiplantae; Streptophyta; Magnoliopsida; Zingiberales; Zingiberaceae. The transcript is spliced from 3 exons.
AAGUUGUCGCGUUUUCGCGCAUCAGAUCAGAUCAGAUCAGACGGCCAGCGGAGGGGGGGGAGUGGGUUUUAUUAGUGCAGGUCAAGACGGAGAGCCGCUUCACCCCGCGCCGCCUUCUCGACGUUUUCUGCUUCCUUCCUUCCUUCCUUCCUUCGACAGGCUCUUCUCAUAGCAUGCCGCUGGUCCACACAAUGCUGAGGGCCUCCCUGAACAAGCAUCUGACGAAAUGGGUUGCAGCCCGAAUGACUCCGCCUUUGAGAAUGUUUGCUGUGGAGUCGGGUGUCCCUGAUCGACCGGCUCCCGACUCGGCAGCACCAGUCGCUCUUCUGCCUCCUGCAGAGCCGGAGGCGAUCUCUUCGGAUGGGUCAGGACAGCGCCUCCGAACUCGGCCGGGCAUUUGCGACAGCAUGAGCCUAAACAUGACUAAGCUUUGCGCCGAUCGACGGCAGCUCGCCAUCCGACUGUCCGAUUUGUAUCGCCAUUGUACUGAGAUGCGACGCCGCGACAGUGAGCGCGGGUCUUUUGGUAAGGAAUUGAACCUGCUGGUGCUUGGGGUCCGAGUCGAAGAGCUCCAAGCCAAACUAAGCGAGUCGGAGCAACGGCGGCUGAGGGCUGAGCAUAGGGCCCGAAGAGAACUGAUGGCUGUAGAAGCGGAGACGGAGAAGGUGGAGUUGAAGUUGGCCAACUACCAAACCGGCGAGGAGGUGGAAUGGGUGAAUCCGAAGAAGUCCUUUAUGGAGUCGGAAGAAUUUGAAAAAUUCGACAUACGAAGUAUGUUGCACAAUGACAUACUCAUGUUAGAGUGGCAAAAGGCGAAACCCUCGCCCUCAGGGCCCCCGCCGCACCCUGCCCAGGGUCAUCACGAGGGAGGUAAAUCACGGUAGCUCGGUGGCAAGUACGCAGUGGGCCGAGACUUUUUUGCACAGGGAUAGGGAAUAAAUCCCCGUUGCCCUGCGGACUCGAACCCAUGUUCUCAGUGGCAAACUUCCACGCCUUUACCAGCCGAGAUAACCCCGUGGGGCGACAUACUCAUGUUAGAGAAAAAAUGGGAGGAGGAUAAUGGACGAAUGGAACUAUAUAAUUUCUCAUAUUUCUAUUAAAUAGUAACAUAUUUAUAAGCUAUUUAAAUAACUCAUGAUAAUCUACUAAUUUCAUAAUUUACCCCACUAACUCCACAAAUAUAAAUACUUUGAAUAUAGACUUUUUCUUUAAAACACUAUUAUCACUCAUUAUCAUCCUCAUGUAAAAUAAAUAAAUUUAUCUCUUGAAAAUGACUUCGUCAAAAAUACCUACCACUUGUUCAUAUGUGUUGUAGUGUUCUAAUAUAAUUUCAUUAUUUAUAACUAAGUUUCAAUGAAAUGUAGAUAAAUAUUAAUAUGUUUAAUCUUUGCAUGAAAAGAUGAAUUUUCUAUUAUCAUAAAAUAAUAGAAGAUCUGUCAAUAAUCUUCUAACCCAAAUUACUUGAAAUGUUGUUAAAAUUGCUGUUACAUAUUAAGACUAUAGUAGCUUGCUUCUUUGAACUCCAUAAAAUUACUCUUGAUCCAAUAUUAAAAACACUAGUUAAGGUGUUCUUUAGAUCAUCCACUAAACCUGUCCAGUCAUUAUCAAUGAAUUCACAGAGAUCAAAUUUUAAAACUUUAGUAUAAUAAAUUCCAUAAUCUAUUAUUCCAACAACAUAGUGUAAAAUCUUUUUAGCGGCACAACGAAACCUACAACUAAGAGGGCUGAGGAAAGAAUUAAGCAAACCUUAGUAACAGUGAAACGGAACUAGGGUUUAUGGGAAUUUAUAAGUGGUGGGGGAGACGAUGGUGAGCUUCAGUGGCAAGUCUCCGACUGUCCAUGGUGAGCUUCAGUGGAGAGAUCCAUUUGUGCAAGCUGUAACUUGUAAGCCCCGUUGGUAAGUGUUGUCUCUAAAGAAAAUUAUUUAAGAUUCAGCUUAAUUAACAAAUGUUGAGGGUGAAGCUGGAAAAAGUUGGAAUCUCCAACUUACCAAAUGAUGUUUAAGCAUUGUUUAAACAAAUCAAAAUUUUCAUUUCUUUAUUAAGCAUUGUUUAAACA